Molecule: messenger RNA, 1053 nt
Organism: Orbicella faveolata
Lineage: Eukaryota; Metazoa; Cnidaria; Anthozoa; Scleractinia; Merulinidae
Product: WD repeat-containing protein 41-like
Biological process (GO): regulation of autophagy
Cellular component (GO): lysosomal membrane
Molecular function (GO): protein binding
Source: RefSeq, a predicted model, not a curated record
UUUUCAGCUGAUAUUCACUCUUUGCUGCCCAUAAAGAAUAACAAAAUAGUAGCAGCUUCCAAUAAAUCAUCUCUUGUGGUAUAUUCUGUGGUGAGGCCUGCAGAUGAUUCAGAAAACCUAAAAAUAGUGGAAUUCAAGAGGCUUUCACCACACAGAGAAUCAAUAAGAUGCCUGAUCAGUGUGGCAGACUGUAUGUUUGCUUCUGCAUCAUUGGAUGGAGCCAUUGUCCUUUGGAGCUCUCAUAGUAUCUCCUACACACGUCAGUUUAACUUCGUUAAGAACUAUGAAGGGCCAAAUCACACAUAUCCUGCUAGUGCCCAGCAUGUGUUUACUGUAGAUCAGAGAUACAUUUUUGCUUCAAUUGGUCAUGGAUUUUUCCUCUUUGAUGCAAUGACAGGCAAUUGCCUCGCUAAAGUCCCAAAUGCACAUCAUGGAAAAAUAAUUCAUUCUGUUUUGUUAUGUGAUGGUUAUAUCCUGGCCACUUGCUCUGAGGAUGGUUCUGUUAAAAUUUGGGGUUCUCCCAAUCCUCUUUUAGUCUGUGAUGGCUCUGAGUUGAAACCCUUCACUUUGCAAGUAGAAAGAUUUCUUGGUAAAAGUAUUUCCGAAAUUCAGAAUUUAAAGACUCCCAUGAUUCCAGCUCUCCUUGGGGAGUGCCUUGCUCACACCGGUGCUAUAAAUAUGGCAGUUGAUCUUGGCGAGGAGGGCUUUGCAUCAUGUGGUUGUGAUGGCCUUGUUGUCCUAUGGAAGGAUGGUGUGUUGGAGAAGAAAAGAAGAAAUGAAAUGGUUCGAAACAUACUGUUAUCAAUGGAUAAUGUUUCAUGAAGAUUGCUCCACAGAAAGAAUAUUGAUAUUCAUACCAGGGUUCAUUCAGCCGUUCCAGUGACGAGUUUGGUAUUCGUAAUGUGAUAGAGAUGUGAUUUCCAGCAUGUUCAAAUACCUUGAGUGCUAAACUAUUGUGGUAAUGAUCGGGAAUACUUCACUUGUUUUAAGUAACUAUUUUGAUUCCUUCCUUAUCUGAAUUUUGGAGAGCAGGGAUUGGCCUCCCGCCAAUGU